AUGUCCAGCUUUAAUGCGAUCAAUUUAGCGCCCCAGGACGAUGAAGUAGAAGCUGAAGAACAUACAAGGGAAUUACAAAUUCAGGAAGGGUUCAAGAUAUACGAAGAAGCACUGUUAUUACUUAAUGAAAAGAAAUUUGACAAGUCAAACGAAAAAUUUGAAGAAUUGUUCAAGUUAGACGUUAUUGUUCCCGAUAAAUGGGGUAUUUACAGAUAUUCAUCACCAAUAUUAGAUCGUUUAAGAUACCUCACAUAUAGAAAUAGAGGAAUGUAUUAUUAUACAUACAUAUUAGAGAAUCAUGAAUCGUUGGAUCGUUCGGAUGUUGUAAAUAAUAUUUUAAAAGUGGUAGAAAAUCUGAUAGAGGCUAUUCAACACGAUGACCCUGAUAUUGCCGUAACGAAUUUAUUAGUGCAAUUAUUUCGUGGGUUUAAAUCAAAAAGACUGGAGAGAUUAAUCUUAGAAUGUGAACUGUCGAAGAAUGAUAAUCAAUUACUGCUAACAGGUAGAAGAAGGAAGACAUUAUUACCCCAAAUUGAAAUGCUAGUUAACCAUUAUUGCUCUCUAUUGACGAAAUUCGAUGAAGAUAAUACAUUAGAUUUCAUCCUUGCAAAAAUUCCUACAAAGACAGGUAUUAAACAAACACAUGAGGAUUCAAAUGUGCUCAAGUUAAAUCCAAUCCUAGACAAAAUCAAGAAAAUGAAAACUGAAGAUGAGGACUUAAUGAAAUCGUUAGAUACAUUUGCCAUAGAUAUCAAAGAACUGGAUUGGGAGAAUGUUGUAUCUUCUUUAUCUUCUUUAUUACCAUAUGCAAAGACUUCAAAUUUGUUAGGGAGAAAUUCAGAUCCAUAUAAUGAACUCGAGGAACCAAUAGAAGCUAUUGAAUUUGUUGUGAAACCUGGAAUAAUAGCCAUGGAACAAAAUAUUUUACAAAACAAAAAAGACGAUAUAGAACUGACACCUGUAGUAACUGAAACAAUUUUACCUAAUGAAACUACAUCUGCACCAUUGGACGCCAUUAAUAAUAAAGAAAAAAAUAUAGAUGAAUCAGAUGUCACUAAGAGGGCCCUCAAAAGAUCAGCUGAAGGUGAUAGCGCAGCGGCUCGAAUAGUACAGAGAGCGAGUAAAAGAUUUAAAGAAAGAGACACACCUACCAAUGAUAAUAAGACACACCUAUCAUUGAACGCUCAUGAAAUGUUUUUAGAUGAAUAUGGCAAGAUAAUUGCAGAACUAUCAUAUAAGGUACCAUUUCUAAUAUCCGAUCUCUCAAAAGAAAGUUCCGAAAGCAAUAAAGAUUUAUUAUGGUACUAUGAUUUAUUACAUAGCCUCGAUAAUUGGAAUAGCACGUACGCUGAUAUUUUUACUAGAGGAGAGCAAACCAAAAAAAAAGCAACAAAUCCAACUUCUAACAGAGAUGAGAUACUCCAAUUAAACGUCUUAUUAAAGACAAAUAUACUGGAAGAAAAGAACGAUAUGUGUGAUGUUACUGAAAAACUUAUUUCAGAUGAUUUAGAAAAAUUCAUUGCAAUUAUUAACUCUACUAAACCCCAUUUUCACGAGGCCAGGUUCUCUUUAUUAAAAUUUCUUCUUGGUAAUAACAAUGGUGAAAGAUUUGUAACAAAAUUUAUAUGGUCUAGUACUAUGUUGAAAGCCAUUGUUACGUUCGUACUUGGUAUUGAGCGGAAUCUCUAUGAAUUUAUUGUUUAUAAUAAAGACAAUAAUUGGUGUUUUGGUUUGUCGAUUUUAGAAAUUUUAGUUAAUUUUCUUGGUGAUAUUUGUGAAGAAAUGCGAACAAUUAAAACACAAAGUAACAAAAUGAAUGACUUAAAAUCGCAGCGAAAUAAGUUAGAGCGUAAAAUAGAUAGAUGGUUCUUACUAUUGGAACAUGGCGAGAAUAUCGAGAACAGUGCAUACAAUAACCUUCAACUGGAAUGGAUAAGAUAUUGUUAUAUUCAAAUAACUAAUGAAAUUACUAGUUCGCUCUUAUUCCAUUCAUUAGAAACUCUAUCCUCAAUUAUUAAAAAGAUAGAAACUCCUACUCAAGUAAAUUAUCCUAACUAUAAACAUAUCCCAACCCUAUCGUCUGAUUCUGUGAGAUCCCAAUUAAGUAAAAUAAAUAUUAUUCGCAACAUUUCUCUAACAGAGUUAAAUGAGAAUGAUUCUGCUAAUCAAGAUGAGAUAGAAAGGGAAAAUUUGCAACAUAUGCAACUUUUAGAAAGUAUACUUGUAAAGAGUCUCUACCCUGCGAAUAAUUCUACGAGUAAUGAUUUAGAAAAAGAAAUGAUUAACUUUAUAUCGGAGUCCCCGUUUAAUCUACAGGCUAAGUUAUGGGAGGUAUUAUUUCUAUAUUACUGUAAUUUAAAUGACGUGAAUGCUUCAUUAAGGGUUUAUUUUAAUUAUAUUCACUUAUUAAGAAUAGGAAUCUCAACCGACCAAGAUUACACAUCGUUAUCAGAAAUCCGUGUACGUAAGUUGCUAUUCAUUCUUUCAGCAGCGGGAUCUAUCUCCUUAAAGAUGUUGGAAUACUUGAAAAAUAAUAAGUGGGAUGAACCGAAAUUAUCUAUUAAACACGAGGCUGUUCAAGAUAUCUACCAAAUUUUUUUUGUGCUAUAUUCCAUAACGUAUUAUGAAACAAUUUCAUCCAAUGACCCAAACCUAACUUCUUUUUCGCACAAGGCUGUUAAAUCUUACGCCUUAGUUAAGGAUUAUUUGGUGUCAAUGGGAACUAUUCUUGUUUAUCUAUUUUGUUGGGAGUGUUACGCUCAAAAUAUCAUCGAAUACAACGAUUUUACGGUUCAGUACAUCUCACUUUUACACUCCUUUUUCGGUGCCCAGUCAUUUUGUGAUUCCGCCAAUGGGUUUUUUUUAUUAUUGUCUGAGAACUUGUUGUGUAGAUGGGCCAUAAAAGGAUCCUAUGAUUCUUUCAAGCAAGUUUUAUGGUGUCGCUAUCAUUAUUUACUCAAUACUGAGAGUGGAAACACAGAAACUCACGAGACCCAAACUACAAAAAUGAAUAAAGAGAAUGCAAUACCUUUAGGUAUAUACCUAAUGAGAUAUCAGUUUAAAGAUUCUAAUCCCCUUUUAACAUCCAGCAAUAAAUCCUCGAUAAAGCAAAUCUUAGACAAUAUUAUCGAAACCGUAGGAGACCCUAUCAUUUCAGACAAUCAUAUUUUAGGUCGUAAUGAAUAUUUGUUUAACAACUUUUUGAGUAAACCUAUCACCAUAUCAUUAUUACAACGUGCGUUAAAUGGCUCAUCUCUAUUGACCUUGACGACACCAAAUGACGAUCUACAGUGUGGAAUGGAUGCCGGAAUUUUCUAUGUCGCAAGCAUCCAGACAAUGAACCUCUACAAAAUCAAAAAGAAAGCAAUGCAGGCUAGACCUUCCGAACUAGACUCAAUAAGGAGAUCUUUGCGAAACGAUAUUUUAUACAAUACUAAGAGAUUUGAGAGCUGGUAUUUGCUUGGUACUUGCUUCUCUUAUAUUGUUGAGGAUGACCUAAUCUGGACCUCUGACAAAAUUUCUGUGAUCGAAAAAAAGCGUACCACUGCGGAUACACAGCGAAAAGCCAUCUUAUGUUACAUCAUGGCAUUAUCAUUGUAUUUUGAAAUGGAUGACCCUUUACCAGAUGAAACUAUAGUUAUUGGUCAAACCUUCGAGGCACUCGGCAAUGAACUAAUUAGCGCCUAUUAUAAGCCAAUGGACAAAAUCUCUUUUUCGUGGAAUUUCUCGAACAAAAUAUUACAAUUGUCAGAAGAUAGAAAUGUUGCUGAGUCCCAAACCGAUGAAUACACAACUAUUUCAAAUUUCAAUGUAGAACAAGCUAUAGUUCUCUGUUUUAUGAAGGCAAAUCAUUAUCUGAGUAUUUCUCAGAAACCCAAUUGGUGGAAUGACUACAAUCUAAGUAAGAUGCUCUUCAAGAUAAACAAAACAACCUACUAUAACCAGGCUUACAAUUACAUAUUAAAAGCUGCCAUUACUGCAACAAAAAUGUUUUCUAAAAGUAAGGAUGCUAUCAUUGAGCCACAUUUUUACCUAAUCAAUAUUUGUUAUAAAAUGGUGUCACUAGAAUUGGUUUCUCCAUGUGAGGCUCUUGGUAUGAUUUCCAAGGAUAAUAGAUUCUUUUCACAAAAUGAUGAAUUCUGGAUAUUACAAAGCAAUGGAGAGCUCAAUCAAAACAAGAAGCAAUUUUAUCAGAAAGUAAUUACUCUUUUAAGACAUACAUUAUCGGAAGACAAAAAAAAGCUACAACAUCGUCCCCAGUUUCGAAUCGCAAAGAUCCUCUACGAUGAGUUUCGGGAUACUGAACUAGCUCUCAAAGAAAUGGAAAAUAUGGUUUCAAUUAAGAAUUCUAAAAAUUUAAUAAAUAUUUGGAAACCAGAUUUUGAAAGACCCGGAAAACAUUUCGUGUAUGCAUACGAGUAUGUUAUGUUUUAUAUCAAACUCUGUCUAGAACAGAAGAAUUUUAAUGCAAUUGCAAUAAUUAUCAAGAAAUUAAGAAGGUUUGGAUCGGGAAUAGCGUAUGUAAACGACGCAAUUGACUCGUCCAUUAGAAACUACAACCUAUGCAUUGAAAAAAAGCUAGAAAUUACUGACAAGAAAUACAUCGAGAAUCUAUUUUUACAGCUUAGUUAUCAAACAUUCCUCAAGGUGAGCAAGAAACUAUUUGAGGAAUUCGAUGCAAAAGAUUAUACAGAAGAAUAUAUUGAUGGACUACGAUAUGCGUUCCAAUUAAAAAAAGGAAAUAAUGGUAUAGCCUUCGACAAUGUAUGCCUUUCAAUCUAUUUUAAAUGUUUUUAUCUACCUAAACUCCAAACUGAGAUAGAUGAAGAAACUGGAGGUAAUCUUGCUCAGAAAGAUACACCAGAAGCUCGAUUUCAAGUACCAGAAAUUCUGGAACCUCUAACAAAACCGGAAAGUAAAAUACCUACUAGUCCUAAACAGAAUGGGGUUAAGAAGAGAAUAAGUAAAAAGGAAGCUUUUGACAGAAUAAGAAGUUUAGUUGAUAAAUUCCCCUGA
Messenger RNA from Maudiozyma saulgeensis, 5016 nucleotides. NCBI's taxonomy places the organism in Eukaryota, Fungi, Ascomycota, Saccharomycetes, Saccharomycetales, Saccharomycetaceae. The record is from the annotation of a GenBank genome assembly.